Salvelinus sp. IW2-2015 is the source of this 1719-nucleotide messenger RNA. The record is from RefSeq and is a predicted model, not a curated record. NCBI's taxonomy places the organism in Eukaryota, Metazoa, Chordata, Actinopteri, Salmoniformes, Salmonidae.
AUGGAGUUGCCCUUGCUGAAGGUGUCUGCGCCAGAGCUGGUGUCUGGGGAGUCUGAGCAGAAGCUGAGAGAGCUGUUUGAGCAGGCUGUGACCAGCUCCCCCUGCAUCCUGUUCAUUGAUGAGAUUGAUGCAAUCACUCCAAGAGAGGUGGCAUCCAAGGACAUGGAGAGACGGAUUGUUGCUCAGCUGCUCACUUGCAUGGAUGACCUGAACUCUUUAGCUGUCACAGCCCAGGUGAUGGUUAUUGGUGCCACCAAUCGGCCAGACUCUCUGGACCCAGCGCUGCGCCGGGCUGGACGCUUUGACAAAGAAAUCUGUCUGGGGAUCCCUGACGAAGCAGCUCGUCUCAGAAUUCUGAAGACCCUUUGUCGGAAGCUGAAGCUCCCUGAGGACUUUGACUACCGGCAGCUGGCCCGUCUGACCCCUGGGUACGUGGGAGCUGACCUCAUGGCGCCAAGCCGCGAGGCCGCCAUGGGCGCCGUCAACAGGGUCCUGCUGGAGAUGCAGGACAAGAACCAGGGGCUGGUCCCCAAGGGGGAGCUGUGUCACCUGCUGUCUCUGCUGAAGAGCAGUGAAUCUCUGUUUGAGGAACAGAUGGCUGGCCUGUGCAUCCUCAUGUCAGACUUCCAGGGCUCACUGGCCAGCGUGCAGCCCUCUGCCAAGCGUGAACGCUUCGCCACGGUGCCAGACGUCACCUGGGAGGAUGUGGGGGCCCUGCAUGACAUCCGCGAAGAGCUCACCAUGGCCCUCCUGGCCCCUGUGCGUUCUCCUGAGCAGUUCAAAGCCCUGGGUCUCAGUGCUCCUGCAGGGGUGUUGCUAGCUGGACCUCCAGGCUGUGGAAAGACCCUGCUGGUCAAGGCUGUUGCCAAUGAGUCUGGAUUUAACUUCAUCUCUGUCAAGGGGCCAGAGUUGCUGAACACGUAUGUCGGAGAGAGCGAGCGGGCUGUGCGACAGGUGUUCCAGAGAGGACGGAACUCUGCCCCUUGUGUCAUCUUUUUUGAUGAGAUUGACUCACUGUGCCCCCGCCGCUCCGGGCAUGAGUCUGGAGCCAGUGUCUGUGUGGUCAACCAGCUGCUUACUGAGAUGGACAGACUGGAGGCCAGGCGGCAGGUCUUCAUCAUGGCGGCUACCAACAGACCAGAUAUUAUUGACCCUGCUGUGCUGAGACCAGGCCGUCUGGACAAGACCCUGUAUGUGGGCCUCCCACCUCCGUCAGACCGACACGCCAUCUUACUCACCAUCACCAGGGGGGGAAGCAAACCUCAUCUGGAGCAGGAUGUUCUGGAAGAGAUAGCCCAUGACGUGCGCAGUGACUGCUUCACUGGGGCAGACCUGUCUGCGUUGGUGAGGGAAGCCUCUGUCAAUGCUCUGAGAGCCUACCUCCUGACUCAACCCAACCCAUCUUACACAGGGUCAGCAAGCACUUUGAGAAACUUUGAGGACGCCUUCAAGAAAGUACGGCCGUCUGUGUCUAAAAAGGACCAGCAUAUGUAUGAGCAGCUAAAGGAAUCUCUUAUGAGGAUUUGACCAGAGUCCUUCAGAAUGGAGGAUAUCAGUGCCAAGGACCAACUGUUUGGACACCUCAACAUUUUGACUAUAUUAACUUUUUGGAGGAUUUCUGUUUUCUAAUCCAAACCAUGUUUUAUAACACAUUUUAUGAAAGAAAAUGUAAGCCUUAUGAAUUAUAAAAAAUAAAAUAAAAAUAUAUAUUUAAAUGGA